GCAUCCCCCAAGCGUGCCCAAAUGCCAAACAACUACGAUGAAAAACAUGAGCUUGUCUGCUACUAUAUAGUGCACUUUCUCGGCCCCGUUGUGUUUGUCAUCAUACUCUUUUCUUACUUCCUCUGGAUCCUGAUCACGACCGUCCAAGACAGUACCAACCAGACCAUACUGCCGCGCCACACAAUCCUUGGGUUCAGCAUAGCGCUCCUGAUCUUCGCCCCGGUGCUGCUGAUUGCGCAUUGGGUCUUCCUCCACUUUUAUUGGCGACGGAACCGUCACGGCGGCGGCGUCUUGCCGCCUAGGGAUUUUGAGCUGGAGCACCUUGCUGGAAUACUGCGGCCGCCUCUCGAAGCCAUCAAGGCCGCCCUGCCGUCGCAGGAGCCCGGGCCCUGCGACCAUGAAACAAGGCGGAACCCCGACCGGCUGAGGAUAGACAGCCUGGACACUGCCAGACCGAGCGUGGACUAUCGGAGCCCCUGCAGCCCCUCGCUUCAAGACGUCGACCCGACGACGCCCAGGGGCGCCUUUGCUGUCCUCGAGGGCGGCAUGCCCGAACCACAAAGCGAUAGCCACUCCCUAGCUUCCAGUACAAUCAUGCAAUCGCCACUGCCUCUAGACGCCCCCAUGUCCUUCUGGAAAGACCGCCCAUCGAAUCACGAGACUGAGAGCAAACAUACGCAGCACUCACGAUACGGCGAGGUCUCCCCACGCGUGCAUUUCGACGCCUCCGUCACGAACCACGGCAGGUCGGCCGGUGUGGGCGGCGAUGACGCCCGCCGCUGGAGGGCGCCAGCCGACGCGAGGAGCCUCACCGACCAGCCCAACAGGGCGCGCAAGAGUCUGUCUUAUCUGAGGACUGCCGACGCAGUCGCCGCCAAUGGAGGUGGUUCCGCUGCGGCCUCCAAGGAGGGUCCUGGCUCCCGUGACGCUGACUUUACCCCCUACAAUCUGUCGCGCGGGUCGCAUUUUGAGAGUGAAAGGGGUGUUUGGGUAGUUGAUGGGCCGCUUGAGGAUGACAACUGA
This is a messenger RNA of Pyricularia oryzae 70-15, 1023 nucleotides long. RefSeq lists its product as uncharacterized. The coding region runs from base 22 to 1023 and encodes 333 amino acids. The record is from RefSeq and is a predicted model, not a curated record. The transcript has a single exon. Lineage: Eukaryota; Fungi; Ascomycota; Sordariomycetes; Magnaporthales; Pyriculariaceae.